AUGUCCUUCUCUCCUUGCAAGCGGCGGCGUGAUACCGUCCUCUUCCUGCUUCUCCGAUUUCGCCACCGUCGUCCAUAUCCUUUUUCCGCCUUCUUCCAUCUGAUGCCUUUAUCUUCUUCACCUGUCUUCGAUUCGUGGAUACAACAGUUCACGAGUCAACACCUCGUCGCUCUCUCCUCCAUGAAACCACCGUCUCACACUCCCCAUCUCUUGUCAAAUCAGCAGCGGCUUCAAUUCAACCUUCUAUUCUCUGUCCUCUUCAUGCUCCCCUCACAACAUCUCCAACCUUUCUUUUGUUUCAAGUCGUCUCGCCUUUAUCUCAUCUACGAUUCAACCUUCCGGCUCCCAUCAAUCGGCCUUCGACACCUCACAGUGACUUCAUCCUCUCCAUUGAUCUCUCUGUUCACCGAUCUUUGUCUGCACCGUUACAAUUCCCUCGAUGUUCUUCUUCUUCUUUGUUCUUAUUUCGCUUACUCAUGA
Molecule: messenger RNA, 480 nt
Organism: Vicia faba (fava bean)
Lineage: Eukaryota; Viridiplantae; Streptophyta; Magnoliopsida; Fabales; Fabaceae
Source: the annotation of a GenBank genome assembly